UUCAGAUGUUAAGUAUAAUAGCAAAUGUUUAUGUAUUUGUCAUUUCUCCACUAUGAUAUCCCACUUGUGCAGCAGCACUUUUAAAAGCAGCAGACACAAACCAGAACAUUCUUUUCUUUUCAAGAUUUCUGCAAAUUUGUGGUCCUUUAAUCCUUUCUUUUUGUAACCUUCGAAUGCUGCAGUAAAUAGCCUUCUCCACUAAGAUUGCAGUGGGGAAAGCUUUAUUCUUGCCCCAAGAUUGGUGCAUUUCAGUGCAUAUAAGUUAUACUUGCAGCAAAAAAUUUACUGCCCAUCUGUUCAGAAUCAAGAGAAUGAGGAGUUUUCUCUUGAGUUUUUUGUUAAUUUCAAGUGUUUUUAUACAUACCUCUCAGCAGCAGCAGCAGCCCAUCAAGACUAUUGUGGUGUUAGUGUUGGAGAACAGGUCAUUCGAUCACAUGCUUGGGUGGAUGAAGAAAUCUGUGAACCCUUUGAUCAAUGGGGUUACAGGAAGAGAAUGCAAUUCGGUUUCAACAAAGGCGGAUCUCAGUUCUGAAAAAAUCUGCUUCACUGAUGAUGCUGAGUAUGUAGAUCCGGACCCGGGUCACUCCUUUGAAGCUGUUGAGCACCAGGUAUUUGGUGGUGGCUCAAUUCCUUCAAUGUCUGGUUUUGUGGAGCAAGCUUUAAGCAUGUCUAAGAAUUUAUCUGAAACUGUUAUGAAGGGAUUUAGGCCUGAAAAUGUGCCAGUUUAUGCUGCUUUAGUCAGUGAAUUUGCUGUGUUUGAUAGAUGGUUUUCAUCAAUCCCUGGCCCAACUCAGCCCAAUAGGCUGUUUGUUUACUCUGCAACUUCUCAUGGAUCCACAAGCCAUGUGAAGAAGCAGUUGGCAAAAGGCUACCCUCAGCAGACCAUUUUUGAUUCACUUCAUGAGAAUGGGUUGAAUUUUGGUGUUUAUUUCCAGAACAUACCGACGACGAUGUUUUAUAGGAAUAUGAGGAAGUUGAAGUACAUAUUUAAGUUCCAUCAGUAUGAUUUGAAGUUCAAGAAAGAUGCUAGAAGUGGGAAGUUGCCUAGCUUGACUGUGAUUGAGCCUAGGUACUUUGAUUUGAAGGGGUUGCCGGCCAACGAUGAUCAUCCGUCCCACGAUGUUGCUAAUGGACAGAAGUUGGUGAAGGAGGUUUACGAGACAUUGAGAGCCAGUCCUCAGUGGAAUGAGACCCUUUUGGUCAUUACAUACGACGAACAUGGUGGAUUCUAUGAUCAUGUCCAAACUCCUUACAUUGAUGUUCCGAAUCCAGAUGGGAACACCGGCCCUUCACCUUAUUUCUUUAAGUUUGAUAGGCUCGGUGUUCGUGUGCCAACAAUAAUGGUCUCUCCUUGGAUCAAGAAAGGAACAGUGAUAAGAAAGCCCAACAGUCCAACCCCUAAUUCUGAGUUCGAACAUUCUUCAAUCCCUGCUACCAUAAAGAAGAUAUUCAAUCUUUCAUCCAACUUCCUGACUCAUAGAGACGCUUGGGCCGGCACGUUUGAGCAAGUCGUCGGUGAAUUAACUUCUCCAAGAACCGACUGCCCAGAAGUUUUACCUGAUGUGGCUCCCCUAAGGAAAACUGAGACGGACGAAAACAGGGGCUUGUCUGAGUUCCAGGGCGAGGUGGUGCAACUGGCAGCAGUUCUAAAUGGCGAUCAUUUCUUGAGCAGCUUCCCAGACGACAUGGGGAAGAAGAUGAACGUCAAGGAAGCUCAUGAGUACGUAAGGGGUGCCGUGUCAAGGUUCAUAAGGGCAAGCAAAGAGGCUAUCAAAUUGGGUGCCGACGAGUCUGCCAUUGUAGACAUGAGGUCUUCUCUAACCACUAGAUCCUCAAUCCACAACUAAGUUACGUCUAUCAAUGUCCCGUUCUUGUGCAUCAUUGUUUUCGUGGCCGUGUAGUGAUUCAUUAUUUGUGCUAGUUCUUGUCAGAAGACGCAGACGAGGUAGCGUGGAUAGCAAAUACCAAUUUCUUUUAGCAGCUCUAUCAAAAGUCAUGGUUUAUACACUGAAAACUGAAAAGCUUGAUGUGGUUCUUCUAAUAGAAUGCUUUAUAUGGGUAAAUAUGGAGGUACUUUGAGUCAGUCCAGCAUAAAGUGUGAAGUAUUAUUAGUUUAUGGUACAAAUUUGUGAUGCCCUGUGAAUUGUAAUCAAUACUUUUAUGUAUCUUUAACGAUGUAUUUUGUA
Messenger RNA from Sesamum indicum (sesame), 2186 nucleotides. Its product is annotated as non-specific phospholipase C6. Gene Ontology annotation, molecular function: hydrolase activity, acting on ester bonds. The record is from RefSeq and is a predicted model, not a curated record. Lineage: Eukaryota; Viridiplantae; Streptophyta; Magnoliopsida; Lamiales; Pedaliaceae. Gene Ontology annotation, biological process: phospholipid catabolic process.